Hordeum vulgare subsp. vulgare (domesticated barley) is the source of this 572-nucleotide messenger RNA. RefSeq lists its product as uncharacterized. Lineage: Eukaryota; Viridiplantae; Streptophyta; Magnoliopsida; Poales; Poaceae. The record is from RefSeq and is a predicted model, not a curated record. The transcript has 2 exons. Bases 95 to 415 code for a protein of 106 amino acids.
GCAGCCAUGGUCACGCUCGUUCGUCUCACGUAACCCGCCCCCAUUGCGCAGAGUUAACUCCGUCGACUAAGCAAGCAGGAAAAAGUAAACCAGAAUGAGAGGAUUUCAUGCCAUGGUCAUCCUGUUGGUGGGAUGGCUCGCGCUCACCGCACAGUGUCGUCUCGAGGCAGGAAGGAGGAGCUAUAUAGACGGUGCCGAUAACAAUGCUACCGUCCCCUACUCGAUAUCAUCGUUAGAUGAUGGCAAGUUCAGCCUGAAUUUUUGCGGAGAUCAUGUUUGUAACUUUGGUACCUGUUACUGCUGUGACAACCAGAAGGGUCGCCCGUGCUACAAGACGUUUGCUGAGUGCAAUUCUAAUUGCCCUAAGUGCAAUCCCAAGUGCCCAGCUGAGUCGACGAUAGAAUUGCAAGCAUGACAGAAUGGAAUGCUCUCAUCCCUAGAUAAACGAACAAUAAUAGAUUCUUGUGAUAAGCCAUAUGUUGCCGAACGGCCAUUGUAAUCCCUGUUGACACCUUCUAUGAUAUAUGAUGCUCCAUUGCUCCUUCCAGUAAAUAAAUAAAUAAACGUUCUAA